Lactuca saligna is the source of this 654-nucleotide messenger RNA. The record is from the annotation of a GenBank genome assembly. NCBI's taxonomy places the organism in Eukaryota, Viridiplantae, Streptophyta, Magnoliopsida, Asterales, Asteraceae.
AUGUGUUAUGUUGAUUAUGUAGACAUAGAUGAGUUUUCUCUACAUGAACUUGAUGCCAUAAUGCUUGACCUAGGUUACCCAGACUCACGGAUGGAUGAAUUGACUGAUGAAUCCCCGGUGAUAUACUAUCAUUUCAGGAUACCCAAUGGUGACUUUCAAUUUGGUCUUAGAGCUUUAGGGAAUGAUCAGGAUGUUAUCAAUCUUUCUAAAUUUAUUCAAAAUAACAAGUUGAUUAAGGUGUACACAGAACAUAGGAAGACAAAUCUACUCACUUACUUCAUGUCUCUAAAUGCAAAGGGUAAAGUUGUCAUUGAGGAAUUACCAAAAAAGGAUGAUCAAGGGGUUAAAGCUGAGGCUGAAGUUCAUAGUAUAAAAGGGGUUAGAGUUGGGAAUUCAAAAAGAGGUGAAGGUUCUUGUAGCAAGAGGCUUAAUUUAGAGGAUAUUGAUGAUUUAAAUGAGAAGGAACACACUGAUGAGGGUGUUAAGGAGGUUCAGGAGGCUGCAACUGUUAUUGAAGGAUGCUACAAGCCAUUUACUUCAAAUAUUGCUAAUGUGGGGGAUGAGAUGAUUGGGGUUCAUGAUAAGGACCAUAUUGAAGGAUGCUACAACACCCCACCUAUUAAUGAUGAUGAACAAUAUAAUGAGAUUUUUUGA